Messenger RNA from Racocetra persica, 729 nucleotides. NCBI's taxonomy places the organism in Eukaryota, Fungi, Glomeromycota, Glomeromycetes, Diversisporales, Gigasporaceae. The record is from the annotation of a GenBank genome assembly.
AUGUGUAGACCCGCAACCCACGGUGCUCUUCGUAAAUUAUUUAAUGAUAAUGGAAUAAUUGCUCACAUAAUUCAAGUUUCUGAAGGAGAUGGAGGAUUAGAUUUAUUACUUUCGUACCAAGGUAAUCAAAUCUGUGUACAGUCUAAAGAUAGAGAAAACGCUCUUAUAUUAUCUAUGGUCAAAGACUUUGAAGCUACGAUGAUUCAUUUUAAAAGUUCAUUAAGAAUUUUGGUUUAUAAUAGUGAGACGAUGAAAACAGAAAAAUAUUUGACCAAACAAGCUAAACUUUGGUCAGACAAUUCAACUCAAGAAUUAAUUGUUUGUAACAAAAAACAAGUUGUUGAGAAAAUUAAGAAUUUUUUCAAAAAUGAAAAAGAUUCGAUAAAAGAAUUGAUUUUAACUAAUUUUAAAGCGGAUAAAUUUUCUUUAAUGGAAAUUAUUUCUGAAAAUGUAAAAGUUGAUGCGAUCGAACCACUUAACUUCUAUAAGUUUGUUUUUGUGACUGUUCCAAUCAAAAUGUCUAUUGAAUGGCAGCAAAAGAGAGCUCGUUUAGGUGAAUUGGUCGAUAGAGAGUAUUUGGAAACGCUUAAUACUUAUUAUCUUGAAGAUAUUGAUUCAGUAUAUCCAGGGAAUUUAAAAUUUGAAAAUAUUAUUAAUCUCUGCGAUGAUUGUUCACAAUGUCACAAUUGUGAUAGGUUCUACUAUGAUUUCUUUACCACUCUUUUAUAG